AUGACGAAAUUCAGACCUUGCAUUGACCUGCACUCGGGGCAGGUCAAGCAGAUUGUGGGUGGCACCCUCAGCGACGUGGCUGGGGAUCUCAAGACCAACUACGUGUCGAAGCUUCCAGCCAGCCACUAUGCGGGAUUAUACCAAAAGCACAAUUUGCGCGGAGGACAUGUGGUAAAGCUUGGUCCGGGUAAUGACGAUGCUGCGAAGGAGUCAUUAAGCACAUGGAAAGAUGGAUUACAAGUUGCUGGAAGUAUCACAGAUCAGAAUGCACAAUAUUGGAUUGACCAAGGUGCAGAGAAGGUGAUCAUCACAUCUUUCCUCUUCCCGUCUGGCAAAUUCUCGCUCGAACGCCUCCAAUCCGUCCUUGCAGCACUAGGUGGUGACAAGUCCAAGCUGGUCUUGGACCUAAGUUGUCGCCGAAAAGAUAACACAUGGUUUGUGGCAAUGGACCGUUGGCAGACCAUUACUGAGAUGGAGAUUACCGCCGAAUCUAUCGCCUUCCUGGAGCCCUACUGCUCCGAGUUUUUGAUUCAUGCUGCGGACGUAGAGGGUUUGCAGCAGGGUGUAGACGAGGAACUGGUUUCAAAAUUGGCCGAAUGGUGCACCAUUCCCGUCACCUAUGCAGGUGGUGCUCGGAGCAUUGAGGAUCUGGAGAAAGUCCAUGUUAGCAGCAAUGGCAAAGUGGACUUGACCAUCGGGAGUGCCUUGGAUAUCUUUGGCGGCUCCGGAGUCACAUUCGAUGAAUGCAUUAAGUGGAAUGAGACCCACUGA
Messenger RNA from Penicillium pulvis, 771 nucleotides. RefSeq names its product 1-(5-phosphoribosyl)-5- ((5-phosphoribosylamino)methylideneamino)imidazole-4-carboxamide isomerase HIS6. Lineage: Eukaryota; Fungi; Ascomycota; Eurotiomycetes; Eurotiales; Aspergillaceae. The transcript has 3 exons. Bases 1 to 771 code for a protein of 256 amino acids. Gene Ontology annotation, cellular component: cytoplasm. Gene Ontology annotation, molecular function: 1-(5-phosphoribosyl)-5-[(5-phosphoribosylamino)methylideneamino]imidazole-4-carboxamide isomerase activity. The record is from RefSeq and is a predicted model, not a curated record. Gene Ontology annotation, biological process: L-histidine biosynthetic process; L-tryptophan biosynthetic process.